AUGUAUUUACAGUUGCUUGUACUAUGGAUAGUUUAUCUAUCUAGAUACGUUUCAUGUGAAAUGGCUUAUUCAGUUAUAGAUGAAAAUGAAUUCAAUCUAGCAACAUUACCAAAAGAAGAUCAUUUAAUUCAUGAAUUUGGACCUGAAGAAGAAAUUCAUUCAUGGUAUUUUGCAAAUGCUGAACAAUUGCAAUCUUCACAAUUAUAUAAUGAUAUGGAGUCAGCUGAAAAUGAUUUCAAUAAUACCGUUAUACAUUUAAAUGAAACUGGUAAUACAUUAAUAUUAGCUGGUGUUAAUCCUGUUAGAUUUGUUGAAUUUGAAGUUGGAUCAGUUAAAGGUUUUAAACCAGAUUUUAUAAAUGAUGAAAAUGAACAAAUAUUUAAUAAAUCAUCAAAUGUUUUCCAGUUUGAUACAAUAUCUGAAUUUAUAAAAAACAAGCGACACUUACCAAAUUUAUCAAGAAAUUUAUUUAUGGUUGGAAUAUACAUGGAAUCAGGUAUGGAAGGGAUAGAAGAUUUAUUUUUAAAAGAAGAAACUAUUUUUAUAACUCCAAAAUAUGAUUCAACUAUGAAUCCAAAUAAUCCAGAAGAAGAUACGGAGGUUGUAUUUGAAGCUCAAGGUUUAUUAAGUUUAAUUUGUAUUCCAUUGAUCAAAUUGAAAAGACUUAUAUGGUUAAUUGAAGUUAAAACUAUACAAUUGAUAAAAAAUGCUAUUGAGAUAACCAAGAGAAUAUUACAAAAGAUUAAAAUGAUUAUAAUUGUAAUUGUAAUAAAGACAAAAAUAAUAACUAUUAAAACAAUAUUAUUGAUAAAAUACAAAUUACAAAAAAUCAAAACAGCAACAUUACUAGCGUUGAUGAUUCUAAAGGAAAAGAUACGAUUUAAAGUUUUGAAAACUAAAUAUGUUUUGUUGAAAAUAAAAGAUUUAAUUGAAAUGAAGAUUAAAUUGUCAAUUUUAAAAGCAAAAGCAGCUAUAGCAAAAGCUAAACUAGCGGGUAAGAAAGUAAAAGAUAAGAAACCAUCAGUGACAAAGGGAAGUGAUAGUGAUAGUGGUAGUGAUAGUGAUUGGUGA
Lodderomyces jiufengensis is the source of this 1071-nucleotide messenger RNA. RefSeq lists its product as uncharacterized. Bases 1 to 1071 code for a protein of 356 amino acids. NCBI's taxonomy places the organism in Eukaryota, Fungi, Ascomycota, Pichiomycetes, Serinales, Debaryomycetaceae. The transcript has a single exon. The record is from RefSeq and is a predicted model, not a curated record.